This is a messenger RNA of Bursaphelenchus okinawaensis, 755 nucleotides long. NCBI's taxonomy places the organism in Eukaryota, Metazoa, Nematoda, Chromadorea, Rhabditida, Aphelenchoididae. The record is from the annotation of a GenBank genome assembly.
AUGUUAGACAAAUCCAACAGUCCACGGGCACGCGACGAUGACAGAAGCCAGAAAAACGAAUCAAUUCAAGGAUCGUCGUCGCAAGGAUCUAGCUCCGAGUCGAAAAAACAAGAAGAUUCACAAAGAGCCAAAACCACCCUGUCAAUAUGUCAAGAACCAACUAUACCAGUUGAUCUGGAGGAACUAAAGCGGAUACAGGUAAAUAUAUUACUUUUGUCGUACCUAUUAGAUAAACAGUUUUUUGUGAAUUUUUUUUUUCAUAGGUAAUUAAUUACUGUAAAGUGCUUUUGUUGCUUCCAUAGAAGGUUGCAUGAAUACCAAUUUUAAGAUUUCGCGUUAAUUUAAAAGAUUUCACAAAGUUUUAAACCUGACGGAAACUUGAAUUUUUAUUACAUUUUACGAUUCCAGUUUAUUUUUAUUAAAAAACUAUUUUUUAGCUUUAAUUUUAAAACUUUCAAAGCAAAUUUAACGUCUCAAAUAAGUUUCAGAUUGGAGAUAGGCUAAUUGAUGUCGAUGGAACUCCAAUAAAUAACAGAGAAACAGCCAAAAAACUCAUGCUGAAAAGCUUGGCGUCCACAAGAAAAGUGAGCUUCAUUAUUGAAAGACCACAAUCAUCGGAAGCCAAACUGUAUGUAAAGACGGCUUUGUUAUCAGCUUCCACCAGAACUUCAUCGACGGCACCACGCGAGAAGGCUAAAUGGGCCGCUAGAGCUGCACAACAACGUAAAAACGCCGCUAAUCACAAAAGCGGAUAA